CAUUCUACCACACAAAAGAUGAUGCUCAAAAUUUUGAUUCUAAUUUGCAUUUUUUUACAAAAAAAUGUAUUAGCUUCAAAACAUAAUGUUAUAGACUUUCUUGAUUGCCUAACCCUUCAUUCAAAUACCUCAAAUUUGAUCACAAAAAUUGUCUACACUCCACAAAAUGCUUCAUAUUCAUUUGUUCUGAAUGCAAAUGUUAGAAACUUAAGGUUCAAUACGUCCUCUGCCCCGAAACCUCUAGCCAUUGUCACAGCAUCAGACAAAUCCCAUGUCCAAGCAACUAUUUUGUGUGCUAAGGCACAUGGCCUAGAGAUGAGAAUCCGGAGUGGAGGCCAUGAUUUUGAAGGCCUCUCCUAUAGAUCCCCGAACCCAUUUAUAAUACUCGAUCUUUUCAACCUUCGAUCAAUUGAUAUUGAUCUAGGGAGUGACACUGCUUGGGUUCAAGCUGGGGCAACGCUUGGUGAACUUUACUACAGCAUAGCGAAAAUAAGCAAUACGCGUGCUUUCCCUGGAGGUGUGUGCACAUCUGUUGCGGUGGGUGGCCAUUUCUCUGGAGGUGGUUAUGGUAAUAUGCUUAGGAAAUUCGGGUUGACAGUUGAUCACAUCAUUGAUGCAGAAAUAGUGGAUGUUAACGGUGUAAUUCUUAACCGGAAAACUAUGGGGGAAGACCUGUUUUGGGCUAUUAGAGGUGGUGGGGCUGCUAGUUUUUGUGUUGUAUUAGCAUGGAAGAUUAGAUUAGUCCAAGUUCCAGAGAUAGUAACCACCUUUGUUGUAGGAAAGACCUUAGAGGAAGGGGGAGGCGGCAUUUUCGAUCAAUGGCAGCAUGUUGCACACAAUUUAGAUCCAAACUUGUUUAUAAGAACUGAAGCUAUUUAUAACCGGUCACAUAAAAGCGAAAGCACCAACAAGACGUUGCAAAUUUCGUUCUUAGGAUUGUAUCUAGGACGGUCCAAAGACCUUAUUCAGCUCGUAAGUAAGGAUUUUCCUCUGCUAGGCUUAAAGAAAGACGAUUGCAGUGAGAUGAGUUGGGUGGAAUCAACUAUAAACUACUACGGUUUACCUAUGAAUUCUUCCCUAGAGAUUUUGCUAGAUCGAGCUCCACCAGGCGGUUUGACGUAUGAUAAGCACAAGUCGGAUUAUGUAAAAGAGCCAAUUCCUAAGGUUGGAUUAGAUAAAUUAUGGGAAAAGAUAGUUGAAGUAGAGCAUCUAAAAUUGCAAAUAAAUCCUUACGGUGGUAAAAUGAGCCAAAUUUCAGAGACCGCGACACCCUUCCCUCACAGGAAAGGAAACCUCUUCAAGAUUCAAUACCUUUCUUCCUGGAAACAUAACUCAAGGGAGAUAACUCGUCGAUAUAUUGAAGCAACGAAUGAGGUUUACAGGUUUAUGACUCCAUAUGUAUCGAAAAACCCGAGGGAGGCCUUUCUAAACUACAGGGAUAUUGAUAUUGGAUAUAAUGCAAACAAUAGCUUAGCUUUUGCUACUGCAUACUUUAAAGGAAACCUCCGGCGAUUGUUGAGAGUAAAGGCUAAGGUUGAUCCCGGCAACUUCUUUAGGUUCGAGCAAAGUAUUCCUGUUUUGGCUAGCUACAAACACACCAGUUUAAUACAUCAGUCUAAUGUAACACAGUGAAAUUAUUGUUUGUAUUUCAUAGUUGUUUCACAAUUCAGAGAAAUGGAAUAAUACUAUCAAUAUAUGAUCGAUAUAGUUAAUCAUACAUAA
This is a messenger RNA of Chenopodium quinoa (quinoa), 1722 nucleotides long. RefSeq names its product berberine bridge enzyme-like 8. Gene Ontology annotation, molecular function: oxidoreductase activity; FAD binding. Bases 19 to 1632 code for a protein of 537 amino acids. Lineage: Eukaryota; Viridiplantae; Streptophyta; Magnoliopsida; Caryophyllales; Amaranthaceae. The transcript has a single exon. The record is from RefSeq and is a predicted model, not a curated record.